AUGAUGAGAAUUUACUCAAUACUCAGGCUGCGUUCUUCCCUGAAUACACCAGUGUUACACUUUUCCAUACUUGUGUGUCGCAACGUGAUAGAGAUGGGUUCCGACACGAGUACUCUUCAAUGCACGACCGCGGACAUAAAGGUCCUCACGUCGACAAACUCUAGCAGGUUCAUGUACGCGGAUGUGCAGAAAGUCAUGACCUCGUACGUUUUACCGUGCAUUCUCCUGGUGGGACUGCUUGGGAACAGCGCCUUCUUGUUUGUGGUAGCACGGGUCCGAAGCAUGCGGACCGUGACAAAUUUUUACCUCGCCAACUUGGCCGUGGCUGACAUGGUGUUUCUGACCAUAGUGAUAAUCGGCCGGGUUUACACCCUCGCGGUGUACGGCGUCCCAAAUGACGUCCUUGGUGUGGCCGGCUGCGUCGCGGAUAACCUCUUCGUCUACAUCUUCCACUUCGCCGGUCUGUUCCUCAUCACCUUCAUGUCCCUUGAGCGAUACAUCGCUGUGUGCCACCCACUGCGGCAUCGGCUCAUCAGCGGUCGCGGCUGCACCGCCAAGCUGGUCCUUGCCUGCUGGCUGACGUCGACGGCUCUCGCAGCAGUCCUCAUCCCCACCUCCGUGCGGUUCAUCCAAUACUGUGUCCGGUGGCCUCUCGAGGACUCAGUGCUCUACCAGAACUUCCCCGAAGUCAUUGGGCAAUGCCUUGGACUCGAUGAACCCUGGGUCAACCCACUCUUACACCUGACACAGACUAUCCCUUUCUUCAUGGCUCUUUUCGGCAACUCCUACUUUUAUGCCCGCAUUGUGUUCAAGCUCAACAAGAGGAACUCGUCGAGUGACAGGCAGCGUGUCAUCCGCACCCGUAACCACGUAGCCCUAAUGCUGGUGGCCAACGGCUCUGUGUUCUUCCUAACGCUCACAGCUUUCCAAGUGACCUCAAUGAUACUUUUCGUCGAAAACUUUCUGGAAGUGGAAAUUAUACCUUACGAUAUUCGAUACAAUCUUUUCGAAGCUAAUCGGGUUCUCCUUUACGCGAACUCUGCCGUGAACCCCAUCGUUUACACCGUCACCAACGCCCGAUACAGGCAGGCUUUCAGGAGGGCGUUCAGGCCGGCCAGGUGGGGUAAAAGACGAGGCGAGAACUCAACGAUAUUUAGCACGUUUCCUGAUUACUAUUCCCAGUACCACAUCAACUCAGGAGGACUUGCACCCAUUCCUCGCCCCAAAUCGCCGCCCAAGAGUCCGAUGGUAGCGCGGCCGGCCACCUACUCCAACGCCUGUUUCGAUCCAAUUGAGACUGUGACCCCAAAACCUGAUGAAAACGAGGAAGACUGGGACGAGCAACUGCCACAGGGACAACAAAACUUAAAAUGUGAGUAG
Messenger RNA from Acanthaster planci (crown-of-thorns starfish), 1380 nucleotides. RefSeq names its product neuromedin-U receptor 2-like. The record is from RefSeq and is a predicted model, not a curated record. Gene Ontology annotation, biological process: G protein-coupled receptor signaling pathway. Lineage: Eukaryota; Metazoa; Echinodermata; Asteroidea; Valvatida; Acanthasteridae. Gene Ontology annotation, molecular function: G protein-coupled receptor activity. Gene Ontology annotation, cellular component: plasma membrane.